This is a messenger RNA of Geosmithia morbida, 2406 nucleotides long. RefSeq names its product homoaconitate hydratase. The transcript has 2 exons. Gene Ontology annotation, molecular function: 4 iron, 4 sulfur cluster binding; homoaconitate hydratase activity. The record is from RefSeq and is a predicted model, not a curated record. The annotation marks the transcript as partial. NCBI's taxonomy places the organism in Eukaryota, Fungi, Ascomycota, Sordariomycetes, Hypocreales, Bionectriaceae. Gene Ontology annotation, biological process: L-lysine biosynthetic process.
CGCAGAGUCGCCUCGCGACAGUGCCUCCGGGCCAUGACGACGAGCACGACAAGGAUCCUCCGGCCGUCCUCGUUAUCGAACCGAGUAGCCCGAUGCCAGGCUCAGCAGCAGACCACGCGCAGCUUCGGCACGUCGUACGCCCGGAGACGCGCCGAUGUCUUCCACUCGCAGCUGGAGAGCGUGCCCAACUCGGCCGAGCUCCUUUCGUCGAUGGAGUCUAGCAAGGCGGCAGCGGCUGCCUCCCAGUCGGGAACCCCACAGACGCUGACCGAGAAGAUUGUCCAGCGGUACUCGAUCGGCCUGGCCCCCGGGAAGAAGGUCAAGGCCGGCGACUACGUGACGCUGUCUCCCCACCACUGCAUGACGCACGACAACUCGUGGCCUGUGGCCACCAAGUUCAUGUCCAUCGGCGCGUCAAAGAUCCACAAUAACCGCCAGGUAGUCAUGACGCUCGACCACGACGUCCAGAACAAGUCGGAGAACAACCUCAAGAAGUACCGCCUCAUUGAGGAGUUUGCCGGCGCUCACGGCGUCGACUUCUACCCGGCCGGCCGCGGCAUCGGCCACCAGAUCAUGAUUGAGGAGGGAUACGCUUGGCCGGGAACCGUGACCGUCGCCUCGGACUCCCACAGCAACAUGUACGGCGGUGUCGGCUGCCUGGGAACCCCCAUGGUCCGCACCGACGCCGCCAGCAUCUGGGCCACCGGCCGCACCUGGUGGCAGAUCCCCCCGAUCGCCAAGAUCACCCUCACGGGUAUCAUGCCUCCCGGUGUCACCGGCAAGGACGUCAUCGUCGCCCUGUGCGGCCUCUUCAACAAGGACGACGUCCUCAACCAUGCUCUCGAGUUCACCGGUCCCGAAGAGACGAUGCGCAGCAUCUCAGUCGACUCUCGCCUCACCAUCGCCAACAUGACUACCGAGUGGGGUGCUCUCAGCGGUCUCUUCCCCAUUGAUGACGUCCUCAUCUCGUGGCUGCGUGCCAAGGCCACCACGUCCGCCAUGUUGAACCCCGAGCAGGCCGAGCAGGGCCGUUUUAACCACUCGAGGCUCAACGAACUGCUGGAGAACCAGCUGACGGCCGACCGGGGCGCCACGUACGCCAAGGAGCUGUAUCUCAACCUGUCGACGCUUGCGCCCUUUGUUGCCGGCCCCAACUCGGUCAAGGUGGCCACGCCUCUCAACAAGCUCGAGGCCGAGAACAUCCCCCUGAACAAGGCCUACCUCGUCUCGUGCACCAACUCGCGCUCCUCCGAUAUUGCCGCCGCCGCCCGCGUCUUCCGCGAAGCCGCUGCCGAGCACGGCGAGGAGGCUGCCAAGAUUGCCCCGGGCGUGCAGUUCUACAUUGCCGCCGCGUCGAUCCCCGAGCAGCAAGCUGCCGAGGAGGCGGGCGACUGGCAGAUUCUUGUCAACGCGGGUGCCAGCGUGCUCCCUGCGGGUUGUGGCCCCUGCAUCGGCCUCGGAACCGGUCUCCUGGAGCCCGGGGAGGUGGGGAUCAGCGCCAGCAACCGCAACUUCAAGGGCCGCAUGGGCUCAACCGACGCCAAGGCUUACCUCGCCAGUCCCGAGGUCGUGGCCGCCAGCGCUCUCAAGGGCAAGAUUGCCGGCCCGGGAUGGUACCAGAAGCCCGAAGGCGUGGAGAAGGUCAUCAUCGGCGAGGGCAGCGGCGAUCACGAGGCCGACAAGGCCGCCAGCAUUGAGGGAGCGCUGGAGAAGCUCAUUGCCGAUGCCGAGAGCAUGAUUUCGUUUGCGGAGAAGGACUUGGGCGGCGAAGAGUCUGCCGCUGCUUCCACCCCCGCUGCUGCCGAGGAGGAGGCGGACGAGAGUCUCACCGAGAUCCUGCCCGGCUUCCCCGAAAAGGUCGAGGGCGAGAUCAUAUUCUGCGACGCGGACAACAUCAACACGGACGGCAUCUACCCGGGCAAGUACACGUACCAGGACAACGUCUCGGUGGAGAAGAUGGCCGAGGUGUGCAUGGAGAACUACGACACGGGCUUCCGCGACAUCGCCAAGGCAGGCGACAUCCUAGUCACCGGCUUCAACUUUGGCUGCGGGUCAUCGCGCGAGCAGGCCGCCACGGCGCUGCUGGCCAAGAAGAUCCCCCUGGUCGUGUCCGGCUCGUUCGGCAACAUCUUCAGCCGCAACAGCAUCAACAACGCCCUCAUGGGCGUAGAGGUGCCCAAGCUCGUCGAGAGGCUGCGCGAGACCUUCAAGGAUGCCUCGGACAAGCAGGCCACCCGUCGCACCGGGUGGAAAUUCCUCUGGGACGUGCGCAGGAGCAAGGUCGUCGUCACCGAGGCCUCGGGCGAGUCGUGGAGCCAAAAGGUUGGCGAGCUGCCUCCUAAUGUCCAGGAGAUAAUCGCUAGGGGUGGUCUUGAGAAGUGGGUGAAGGCUGAGAUUGAGAAGUAG